ACCGCCCCCCUGCUCUCCAUGUGGCUCCGCCACUGCGUCGCUCCAAAAAUCAGCAUCUUGCGCAUCCCAAAUGCCAUUUUCCUCUCAGUACCGCGCACGUUCGACCUUCGACAUCUACCUUCCUGAAACAAAAUGACAGUGGUGAUGAAUUGGUGCAAUUUAUUGCAAAAUGCAGAAAUACAUGAAUCAAGACCACAAACAUAAAUAUCAUCAGUUUUC
Molecule: messenger RNA, 219 nt
Organism: Rubroshorea leprosula
Lineage: Eukaryota; Viridiplantae; Streptophyta; Magnoliopsida; Malvales; Dipterocarpaceae
Source: the annotation of a GenBank genome assembly